Molecule: messenger RNA, 2322 nt
Organism: Thunnus maccoyii (southern bluefin tuna)
Lineage: Eukaryota; Metazoa; Chordata; Actinopteri; Scombriformes; Scombridae
Product: tripartite motif-containing protein 16-like
Exons: 2
Coding region: 80-1786 (568 amino acids)
Molecular function (GO): zinc ion binding; protein binding
Source: RefSeq, a predicted model, not a curated record
UGCUGUUUGGAUCAGAGCUCAAACUAGUUUCACUUCUAAGAAAUUGAAACUCAGACAGUCAUUGUCACUGAGAGCUAAAAUGGCGCAGCAAGGAGCUCAGCUGGACGGAGCAAAAUUCUGCUGUUCGAUUUGUCUGGAUCUACUGAAGGAUCCGGUGACUAUUCCCUGUGGACACAGCUACUGCAUGAGCUGUAUUAAAGGUUUCUGGGAUGGAGAGGAUGAGAAGAAAAUCUACAGCUGCCCUCAGUGCAGACAGACCUUCACACCCAGGCCUGUCCUGGUGAAAAACACCAUGUUAGCAGAUUUAGUGGAGGAGCUGAAGAAGACUGGACUCCAAGUUGCUCCUGCUGAUCACUGCUAUGCUGGACCUGAAGAUGUGGCCUGUGAUUUCUGCACUGGGAGAAAGCUGAAAGCUCUCAAGUCUUGUAUGGUGUGUCUCGCCUCUUAUUGUGAGAAACACCUCCAACCUCAUUAUGAAUCACCUACAUUCAAAAAACACAAGCUGGUCGACCCUUCCAAGAAGCUCCAGGAGAACAUCUGCUCUCGUCAUGAUGAGGUGAUGAAGAUGUUCUGCCGUACUGAUCAGCAGAGUAUCUGUUAUCUCUGCUCUGUGGAUGAACAUAAAGGCCACGACACAGUCUCAGCUGCAGCAGAAAGGACUGAGAGGCAGAGAGAGCUCGAGGUGAGUCGACAAAACAUCCAGCAGAGAAUCCAGGACAGAGAGAAAGAUGUGAAGCUGCUUCAACAGGAGGUGGAGGCCGUCAGUCGCUCUGCUGAUAAAGCAGUGGAGGACAGUGAGAAGAUCUUCACUGAGCUGAUCCAUCUCAUCCAGAAAAGAAGCUCUGAUGUGAAGCAGCAGAUCAGAUCCCAGCAGGAAACUGAAGUGAGUCGAGUCAAAGAGCUUCAGGAGAAGUUGGAGCAGGAGAUCACUGAGCUGAAGAGGAAAGAUGCUGAACUGGAGCAGUUCUCACACACAGAGGAUCACAACCAGUUUCUACACAACUACCCCUCACUGUCACAACUCAGUGAACCUACAGACUCAUCCAGCAUCAAUAUCCAUCCUCUGAGCUACUUUGAGGAUGUGACAGCAGCUGUGUCAGAGCUCAGAGAUCAACUACAGGACAUCCUGAGGGAGAAAUGGACAAACAUCUCACUGACAGGGACUGAAGUGGAUGUUUUGCUAGCACAACAAGAACCCAAGACCAGAGCUGAGUUCUUAAAAUAUUCAUGUGAAAUCACACUGGAUCCAAACACAGUAAACACACGUUUGUUAUUAUCUGAGGGGAACAGAAAAGCAAAACUAACAAGUCCAGAUCAGUCAUAUCCUGAUCAUCCAGACAGAUUUGACUUCUGGCCUCAGUUGCUGUGUAGAAAUGGUCUGACUGGUCGCUGUUACUGGGAGGUCGAGUGGAACGGAGGAGUUUUUAUAUCAGUGACUUACAGAGGAAUUAGAAGGAGAGGGCGCAGUAAUGACUGUGUGUUUGGAAGGAAUGAUCAGUCCUGGAGUCUGUACUGCUCUGCUGAAUAUAACUCUGUCUGGCACAAUAACAGAGGAAUCGUCAUCUCUCCCCCCUCCUCCUCCUCCUCCUCCUCCGUCUCUUCUGUCUCUAACAGAAUAGCAGUGUAUGUGGACUGCCCUGCUGGCACUCUGUCCUUCUACAGAGUCUCCUCUGACACACUGAUCCACCUCCACACCUUCAACACCACAUUCACUCAACCUCUUUAUCCUGUGUUUGGGUUCUGGUUUGGCAGGAUUGGGUCCUCAGUGUCUCUGUGUUCUCUGUAAGAUGGAGACUGUCCUCUUGUUUGAGAAACAUUCUCAUGUCAUUUAGUACCAACCUGAUCUAUCACUAGUUGUAAAUGCAGUGUCUUAAUCUGACAUGGUUUCCACAUGACUGCUGGCCUGUUUGUCAUUCAUAUAUAUAUAUAUAUAUAUAUAUAUAUUACUGAAAAACAAUGUUAUACCUAUUCUGAUACUUUGACAUUUACACUAACACUUGAUGUGAUGUUCUAUGAUCUGGUGUAUGGUGAAACUACUUUGCAGAGAUAACAGAGGCCAGCAGCACCUGUCUGUUGAAAGGACAAUGACAGACUGUGAGUGUGUGUAGAGAUAGAAAAGGAGUCCAAACUGCACUGUUCAUUAAGAGAACAAUAGUGAACUAUGUGUGUACAGAUGACUGAGGAGGCCGUACCUAUCUGCUGAAAUUAUAAUAAUGGACUGUUCAGAGCAUGACUUUGUACUUUACCUAAUACAGCUAACUGUACAGUGUCUCUUGCAUGUUUGUACCCGCUUGCAAGUGUAAUAUUAAACCCAGAAAGACA